CACAACCAGAACCCUAAACUCUAGCUUCAGUUUCCAUUCGGAGUUUUAUUGUGACGCACCGUCACAAGAAUGACCGGUGUUUGGGUAUUCCAAUGCGACCAUUGUGUGGCUUGACAUCAUGAGGAUGGAMUUUUUAUGAGGAUAACAUUGGUGGCUUUGAGCAGCAUAGUCUCCCAUCAUGUUGCCAGGGGCAGUACGUCACUCAGUCCCUCUGUGGCGCUCUGCUUUGGCCUCUGGCUGCUUGCAGUGUGAGGCAGGGCCAGGGAGAUGGCUGCUGGGACAGGUCCUGAGKAGAGCCUACACCUCCACAAGAGCAAGGCAGGCUGCAGCAGGGGACAGUGCCCCUGUGUUUUCCAGAGCCCRARUGUACRRGGACAAGCUGGCCAUAGUGGACGACAGUGGGAGCCACAGCUACAGGGACUUGUAUGGCAGUAGUAGGGGCCUGGCUGCGCGUAUCAAGGCAGCUCUGGACUGUCCCUCUGGGGACCUGCAGGGGAAGCGCAUCUCCUUCCUGUGUGCCAACGAUGCCUCGUACACGGUAGCCCAGUGGGCAUCYUGGAUGUGUGGCGGCACGGCCGUGCCUCUCUACAGGAAGCACCCUCCGUCUGAGCUGGAGUACAUCAUCUCUGACUCCCAGAGCUCCCUGCUGGUGGCUGGGCAGCCGUACGCAGACACCAUGGAGCCCCUGGCCCACAGACUGGGACUGCCCUACCUGCAGCUGCCCCCCACCUCCAGACUCAGCUCCCUGCUGGAAGCCCCAGAGAACCAGCCUGAGCCUGGCAUCACAGACUGGGCCCAGCGUCCUGCCAUGAUCAUCUACACCAGCGGCACCACAGGCAGGCCCAAAGGGGUUCUCCACACUCACAGCAACAUUCAGGCCAUGGUUCAGGGUCUGGUGUCAGAGUGGGGCUGGUCCAGAGAUGAUGUCAUCCUUCACAUCUUGCCCCUGCACCACGUCCACGGCAUCGUCAACAAGCUGCUCUGCCCUCUCUGGGUGGGUGCCACCACCGUCAUGCUGCCUACCUUCCAGCCUCAGAAGGUAUGGGAGGUCCUGCUCAGCUCCAUGGCUCUUAUGGUAAAUGUGUUCAUGGCUGUUCCAACCAUCUACUCCGAGCUGAUCCGUUACUAUGAGCAGCACUUCACCCAGCCACACGACCAGGACUUUGUCAGGGCUGUCUGCAAGGAGAGAAUCAGGCAGCAAGGACAUUAUAGUCUACUUAUACUAGUAUCAAUACCACAGGAAAUGAGUAGAUCUCCAUCAUUAGCAGUAUCAUAAUAUUCAUAUAAGUGGACGAAUAUCUUUAACAAGCUCAUUGCUUAUCUAUUGUGAUGAAAUUACUUUCUUAAAAUCUCUGACAAGACAUCUUCAGAGCGAAUGGGUUGUCAUGAAUCUGGACAGUGGUUUCUCAUUCCGUCAGAGAGUGAAGAGAUAGUUUGAAGGGGAAGGGAUAUGUGUCAGAGAUCAAAGGGAUGGGUUUUAAAGAGAGACAGGGCUUUGUAGUGAGAUGUGACAGAUGCUUUCUCCAAAUGUACCAGGGCUUAUGCUCAAGAGAGAGUGAAGAAAGCAUUGGGACGCGACAGAUGGAAUAGAGUUAUAAACUCUAUGUAAAGCCUAGCACUUAUGUUACCCCAACCUAAAGUUGCAAAGCUACUGGUAAUUUACCAAAGUGACCUGAAUCUUUGGUAAUUUUGGUAAUUAACAGGAAAUUAAUGGUAACUUUGAUCAUUUAUAAUUUAAUAACUUUAAAAAACUUCAUAUAAAGUAUAAAUGUUUUAUGUUUCUAGUGGAUAGACCAUAUGGUUC
Molecule: messenger RNA, 1804 nt
Organism: Salvelinus sp. IW2-2015
Lineage: Eukaryota; Metazoa; Chordata; Actinopteri; Salmoniformes; Salmonidae
Product: malonate--CoA ligase ACSF3, mitochondrial
Biological process (GO): fatty acid metabolic process
Molecular function (GO): medium-chain fatty acid-CoA ligase activity
Source: RefSeq, a predicted model, not a curated record